CCCACUUGGCCAAGGACCCAUGCAGGCGCAGGCGGCUGUUGAUUUGGCUUUCUUUUCUUUUCUGUACAUCCUGUCAGCUGCUCGUGUACGUCCUUUAUUAUUGUCAUUGACUUUUGCCGAAAGGAGGAACCCUAUCAUCCAUGGUUUGAUAUCACCCACAUUUGCGCAGAUAUUCGCGGCAGUAGUCCUGAAACUAACAAUGGAGGGGGGUGCGCCGCUUGAUCCAAGACAACAUUCACACCAUCCAUCUUACCACUCCAGGGUCCCCUAGCAUUGGGUGAAGGACGCUAAGUCCCUCCUUUGGUGGUCUCCAGGCCAGGAGAGCAGAAUGAAGUAAUAAAAAAAAUUACACUACCACUGCCGAGUAGUGCCAAACUACUACUUACUAUUACUCACUGAUGAAGAAUUGCCAUACCAUGGCUCGAUGCAAACAAGGGGAAGAAUGAAAAAGGAGAAAAGUCCCUUGUAACACCGGCCGGUCGCACUUCCGAUCACACUCUUUAGUGUAUUAUUCUUGCAAGUUGCGUCAAUCAAUAUUAUGUUCCGCAAAUGGUACGAAGUAUGCAGAGACCA
Aspergillus neoniger CBS 115656 is the source of this 573-nucleotide messenger RNA. RefSeq lists its product as uncharacterized. NCBI's taxonomy places the organism in Eukaryota, Fungi, Ascomycota, Eurotiomycetes, Eurotiales, Aspergillaceae. The transcript has a single exon. The coding region runs from base 20 to 271 and encodes 83 amino acids. The record is from RefSeq and is a predicted model, not a curated record.